Brassica oleracea var. oleracea is the source of this 1640-nucleotide messenger RNA. RefSeq names its product phenolic glucoside malonyltransferase 2-like. The record is from RefSeq and is a predicted model, not a curated record. Lineage: Eukaryota; Viridiplantae; Streptophyta; Magnoliopsida; Brassicales; Brassicaceae. Bases 252 to 1622 code for a protein of 456 amino acids. The transcript has a single exon.
UAUGGGUGGUUUGGUCGUAAAUGUACAAAGAUCAAAAGAUUCUAGACCCAUUGGUAUUUUCUCAAUGAAACUUGUAAAUGUUAGCGAUCCGAUCAGUCGUCACUAAUGACGCAGCUUAUAGUUGAGAUUGCCCGAGUCAUCCUCCUCUCAGAAACUCGAAAGUAGUUUUGGUCGUUCAAGUACUCUUUUGCUAUAUAUAAUUACUAGUAUUGGUUUAUUAUUGAAACAUCAUCAUACAAUACUCGUCACGAAUGUCUACACACAUCAUUGAGGUUGCCCGCGUCACCCCUGCCGCCGGCUCAGACUCGGUCCCCCACUCGCCCAAGAUUCCCUUGACGUUCUUCGACCUACCGUGGCUACUAUUCAGCCCAGUGAAGCGAGUCUUCUUCUUCAGACACACCGAGUCAACACGUGAGCAUUUCCACUCCUUCAUCCUCCCUAAACUCAAACUCUCCUUGUCCCUCGUCCUCCGCAACUAUCUCCCUCUCGCCGGCCGCAUAACAUGGGACCCAAACGAGCCGAAGCCCAGCAUCGUCGUCUCUCCAAACGACGCCGUUUCAGUAACAAUCGGCGAGACCAAGGCUGAUUUUUUUCUUCUCUCCGGCUACGGACAACGUCCUCUCUCUGAGCUAUACAACCUGCUCCCUGAGUUACCGGUUUCGGAUGACUCAGCAACCGUUCUCUCUCUUCAAAUCACGUUGUUUCCGAACAACGGAUUCUCCAUCGGCGUCGUAACACACCACGCCGUUUUAGACGGAAAAACGUCGAGCACUUUCAUCAAAGCUUGGGCUCACAUCUGCAAGCAACACCUCGAGAACAACGGAACCUCUUCUCUACCGGAGAAUAUAACUCCCUCUUACGAUCGUUCUUUGAUCAACCGCGUGACCGGAGUAGACGAAGAGAUGAUCGCGAUGCUGAGAUCUCUCAAAGGAGACGCAACCAACAGCAGCAGAAGCCUCACUCCGUUUCCCGCCAAAAAACUCGGAGACGACGUCGUCCUCGCGACGCUAGUUCUCUCCCGCGACGACGUCGAGAAACUCAGGGAGCGAGCCCAGCGCGAGUCACCAACACCGAGUCAUCUCCACCUGUCGACUUUCGUCGUCUCCUUCGCGUACGCGUGGACCUGCUUCGUGAAGGCGCGCGGAGGAAGCGACGAGAGAUCGGUGAGUCUCCUCUUCGUCGGAGAUUUCAGACACCGGUUGGAUCCCCCGCUUCCGGCGACGUACUUCGGGAACUGCGUGUUUCCGGCGGGUAGUUACGACCACGAGGCGGCGGAGUUGUCGAGAUUCGUUGCGGCGGUGGAGAUCCUGAGCGGUUUGGUGAAGGGGCUGAGUUCGCGGGAGAUAGAGACGGUCGCGGAGGCGUACGCGGAAGCGUUCCGUUUCGUGGAAGGGAGCACGCAGUUCGGGACUGUAGCCGGGUCGACCCGGUUAAAGGUUUACGAGUCGGAUUUCGGGUGGGGGAGACCCGUUAAGGUUGAUAUUGUUUCUAUUGACCAAGGAGAAGCGAUCGCGAUGGCAGAGAGGCGUGAGCAGUCAGGUGGCGUCGAGAUUGGAAUGUGUCUUAAAAAGACUGAAAUGGACAUCGUCCUUUCCAUUUUCAACAAUGGUUUACAAAAUUAAAACGGGAAAAAUGUUAAA